Molecule: messenger RNA, 4169 nt
Organism: Pungitius pungitius (ninespine stickleback)
Lineage: Eukaryota; Metazoa; Chordata; Actinopteri; Perciformes; Gasterosteidae
Gene: wdr35
Product: WD repeat domain 35
Exons: 28
Coding region: 396-3947 (1183 amino acids)
Biological process (GO): protein localization to cilium; intraciliary retrograde transport; non-motile cilium assembly
Cellular component (GO): intraciliary transport particle A; non-motile cilium
Molecular function (GO): protein binding
Source: RefSeq, a predicted model, not a curated record
CACGGGAGACGGAGGGAAGCUACAACGUCCGAAGUAUAACAUAAGCAACGAAACGUCGAUCUGGAGCAUUUUUCCUGAUACAUGUACUAACUAUUUGAACCAUUUACACAAUUGAACCCCUCUACAUUCACAACAUGACGUCGUUGGCACUAACAGUUAAACGCUAGGUAUGAUAACGUUUAACGUUAGUUAACUGCUUACUGGCGAAGCUAACGCUGUAUGCUAACGUUACCGGGACACACCAAGGCGGAGUGCUGGAAAAGGUUAGCUCACUUCGGCUGUCCGGUUUGCGAUCAACGCGGGCUCAGACUCCUUCUGGGUGAAGUAGUUAACGUUAACUUGCAGUUGCAACUCAUGUCGGAUUGGUAGAGGUGUGUUACGUUACUGAUACCGCCAUGUUCAUCUAUCUCAGCAAGAAGAUUGCUAUUCCCAACAAUAUCCAUCUGAAAUGUGUCUCCUGGAACAAAGAUCAAGGCUUCAUUGCUUGCGGGGGAGACGAUGGUCUCCUCAAGGUGCUCAAGCUUGAAACUCAGACAGAUGAUGCCAAACUUAAAGGUCUCGCUGCACCCAGUAACCUGUCAAUGAACCAGACUCUAGAGGGACACAGUGGGGCAGUACAAGUGGUCACGUGGAAUGAACAAUAUGAAAAGCUGACAACUAGUGACCAGAAUGGACUCAUUAUUGUAUGGAUGCUCUACAAAGGUGCGUGGUAUGAGGAGAUGAUCAACAACAGGAACAAGUCCGUGGUGAGGAGCAUGAGUUGGAACGCUGACGGUCAGAAGAUCUGCAUUGUGUAUGAAGAUGGAGCGGUCAUUGUUGGAUCUGUAGAUGGAAACCGGAUUUGGGGGAAGGAGCUAAAGGGAAAUCAGCUGGCGCAUGUGGCGUGGUCGCCAGAAAGCAAGAUCCUCCUCUUCGGCAUGGCUAACGGAGAAGUGCACAUCUAUGACAAUCAAGGAAACUUCAUAAUGAAAAUGACCAUCAGCUGUCUCGCCAAUGUGAAUGGAGCUAUCAGUAUCGCAGGCAUCCACUGGUAUGCAGGAAGUGGGGGUUACGUCGAACCAGACUGUCCAUGUCUUGCCAUCUGUUUCGACAAUGGCCGAUGCCAGGUCAUGCGCUACGAGAAUGAUGAAAACCCAGUGUGUAUCGACACUCUGAUGAAUGUGGUCAGUAUCCAGUGGAAUCAUUGUGGCAGUGCUCUGGCGGUAGCAGGUUCCCUCAGAGCCUCGAAUCUGGAGAAAGAGGUCAAUGUGGUGCAGUUCUACACCCCGUUUGGAGAGCAUCUGAGAACUCUUAAAGUGCCUGGAAAGCAGAUGACAGGAGUCGGCUGGGAGGGAGGAGGGCUGCGUAUUGGCCUCGCCGUGGACUCCUACAUCUACUUUGCUAACAUAAGACCAGACUACAAGUGGGGCUACUGCUGCAGCACGGUUGUGUAUGCAUACACAAAACCAGAGCGACAAGAGUACUGCGUGGUAUUCUGGGACACCAAAAACAACGAGAAGUUUGUCAAAUAUGUCAAAAGCUUGAUGUCCAUCACCACCUCAGGGGACUUCUGCAUCCUAGCCAGCAAAGCAGAUGACACUCAGCCUCAGGAGGAUGCUGAGUCAGAGUCUGGCAGUCAUGCGAGGUAUGUCCUGAUCCUGUGCAACUCCAUCGGGACUCCCCUGGACUCAAAAUACAUUGAGAUUGAUCCACUGUUUGUCACCAUGACCAAGACACACGUGAUCGCCGCCUCCAAAGAGGCAUUCUACUUGUGGCAGUACAGAGUGGCAAAGAAAUUAACAGCUCUGGAGAUCAACCAAGUGACCAGAACUAAGAAGGAAGGAAGAGAGAGGGUCUAUCACAUUGACAGCAAUCCAUCCGCCGUCAGCGACAGCACACCAGAUUAUGCAAAGGCCUUCACAGCAACCCGAGAUCCCAUUUGUUGUAUUACAGCAACAGACAAAACCCUGAUAGUGGGCCGGGAGUCUGGUACCAUCCAUAGAUACAGCCUCCCAAAUGUUGUUCUCAUCCAGAAACACACUUUGAACAACAGAGCCUUCUACCUGUCCUUGAACUGCAACUCCAGCCGCCUGGCCAUAAUCGACAUUGCAGGCGUGCUGACGCUGUUGGACAUGGAGGUCCAAGCCACCGGAGACUACAGCUCAGGAAACCAGGCGUCUGCAGGAGAUCCAUCCAAGUUUGAGCGCAAGGAUGUCUGGGACAUGAAGUGGGCGCAUGACAAUCCGGACCUCUUCGCCAUGAUGGAGAAGACCAGGAUGUAUGUGUUUAGGAACCUCGACCCAGAGGAACCUAUCCAAACGUCUGGCUACAUUUGCAACUUUGAAGAUCUGGAAAUAAAAUCUGUUCUGCUGGAUGAAAUAAUGAAGGAUCCAGAGAGGCCGAACAAAGACAACCUCAUCAACUUUGAGAUCCGCUCCUUGAGAGACAGUCGUGCGCUGAUUGAAAAAGUGGGGAUUGAGGAUGCCUCGCAGUUUAUUGAAGACAAUCCUCACCCAAGACUCUGGCGCCUCCUGGCUGAGGCGGCCCUCCAGAAACUGGAUCUGAAGACGGCCGAACAGGCCUUCGUCCGCUGCAAAGACUACCAGGGCAUCGAGUUUGUCAAGCGGCUGGGCAACCUGCAGAGCGAGCCCAUGAAGCAGGCGGAGGUGGCAGCUUACUUCAGCAGGUUCGAGGAAGCUGAGCGGAUGUACCUGGAUAUGGACCGCAGGGACCUUGCCAUCAGCCUCCGGAUCAAGCUGGGAGACUGGUUCAGGGUGCUCCAGCUGCUCAAAACUGGCUCAGGGGACUGUGAUGACACUCUGCUGGAACAGGCUUACAAUGGAAUCGGAGACUACUUUGCUGACAGACAGAAGUGGUUCAACGCCGUGCAGUACUACGUUCAGGGGCGGGACCAGAAGAGGCUGGCGGAGUGCUACUACAUGUUGGAGGACUAUCACGGCCUCGAAAAGCUCACCGCCGUGCUUCCAGAGAAUCAUCAGCUUCUACCGGAUAUUGGACAAAUGUUUGCCAACGUGGGCAUGUGUGAACAAGCCGUGGCGGCCUACUUGAAGUGCAACCAGCCCAAAGCUGCCGUCGACACCUGCGUCCAUCUGAACCAGUGGAACAAAGCAGUGGAACUCGCCAGGAGCCACAACAUGAAGGAGAUCAAGUCUCUUCUUUCCAAAUAUGCGUCGCAUCUCCUUGAGAAGAAUAAGACCUUGGAGGCAGUGGAGCUGUAUCGGAAAGCCCACCAUUUCCUCGAUGCUGCCAAACUCAUGUUCAAGAUCGCGGAGGACGAAGCAGGAAAAAAGACGCGACCACUGCGGGUGAAGAAGCUCUAUGUGCUGGCAGCGCGACUCGUGGAAAGUUACCACGAGCAGGUGAAGACGUCACAGCAGAGCAAAGGGAAGAAGACAGAGGCGAUGUCUGCGCUCGCCGGGCUGCUCGAGGAAGAUGCAACCUCUGAAGACAACCGCAUUGUGGACAACGCGUGGCGUGGAGCCGAGGCGUAUCACUUCUUCCUGCUCGCCCAGAGGCAGCUGUACGACGGUUACAUGGAGAACGCUAUGCGCACAGCUCUUCACCUGCGUGAGUACGAGGACAUCAUCCCGGCGGUGCAGAUCUACUCCCUGCUGGCCGUCUGCGCCACGGCCAACAUGGCCUUCGGUACGUGCUCGCAGGCCUUCAUCAAGCUGGAGUCCCUAGAGAGCCUGGACCUCGAGCAGCGGCAGCUUUAUGAGGACUUGGCCCUGGAGAUCUUCACCAAGCACGCCCCGAAGGACAGCCACGCGAUGGAGCUGGACGGAUCACCGGAGGGGGCAGAAGAGAAAUCUCCCACCUGCAUUGUGACGGGUGUACCGAUCCAGGAGUACCAGCUCUGGAUGUGCAGUGUGUGUAAACACUGCGCCCUCGGCCAGGAGAUCAGCAAAUAUAGCUGCUGCCCACUGUGUCACAGUCCUGUAGCAUGAAGCUCAAUCGCAAAAGAAAACUUCAUCUUCACUUUCAAAAGCAUUGUACUGUACAUUAACCUGCAUAUAUUUAGUCUGUUUGCAGCACAUGAACCAAAAUCCUUUACUUUUGCAAAUAGCUGCAUUUGCUUUCUACUCCUUUAAGUUACUAAACGGAAACUUUCCAUAAUAUGUUCUGUCCACAGUCAAAACAUCAGUAUACUUCAAAUGAUAAGUCUUAAA